GAUAGCGCUUUUCAUGACCCCUGAGGAGAAAGCCAGCAGGAGGUAUCUGUCUCCAGGAGCAGCACUAACACCUCUUUCCAGAGGACUCAUCUGAGGCUGCAAACAUGGAAUUAUCACACAGCACCUUUUGGCAGAGAACGGAUGAAGGGCGAGAGUGAAGACUUAAUCUGCAGGUGCUCUGUCCUCUGCUGUGAUCCAUUGUGUGAGCCAUUGCCUGUGAGAGUGUGAACUCCCUGUGGGCCCAUCUGGGAUCUUACUGGGCAAAUUGGUGCAACUCGGAGGCAGAAGUUCUUCUCAUGGAUCCAAACAUACAGGGCUCUUUCCUGUUCAACAACAGCCUGAACCAGUUUCCCUCAGACCUCAAGGCACCAGUGUGCCAGUACUCAGUGCCCAACUCUUUCUACAAGCUCAACCCGGGCCUGAACAGCCAGCUGCCUGCAGGGACCCCUCACGGCAUCAGCGACAUCCUCAGCCGCUCCAUGGUGGGAGUGAGCUCCACUGGCACCACCACCCUGCUGUCUGGAUACUCCACCAUGGGUGGGUUCGGCCCCUCCGUCACCAGCGCAGGGAUGUACUACAACCGAGAGUACAACUCCUCGCUGGGCGGCUUCUCCAAGCCCGGCGCCGAGUGCCCCAUGAAGGGUCGCAGUGUGAGCUGCUGGGCAGAGAGCGGCUACGACUGGAGAGGAGGAAGGCAGCAGUGCCCUAACAGUAGUGGUCCUCUGGUGGAGAUGUCAGGCAGGAAGAAGCACACCAGACCAACGUUCAGUGGACAUCAGAUAUUCGCUCUGGAGAAAACCUUUGAACAGACCAAGUACCUGGCAGGGCCUGAGAGAGCGAGACUGGCUUAUUCCCUGGGCAUGACUGAAUCACAAGUCAAGGUGUGGUUUCAGAACCGACGCACCAAAUGGAGGAAGAAGAGCGCCUCGGAGCCCAGCUCCACCCAGGCCAGCCACGUGGGUCAGGCUGGGGAAGCCUCGGAGAACGAGGUGGAGGACGAGGAGUACAACAAACCUCUGGACCCCGACUCAGAUGACGAGAAGAUACGACUGUUGCUGCGCAAACACCGCAGGGCUUUCUCCGUCCUGCGCCUCGGACCACACCAUGUCUGACACACACACACACACACACACACACGCAGGGGAAUAUGCAGACCCACAUGCACAUUUACUAGCACGCACAUCCACUGACACACACUUCUUAGCAGACAUGCAUGUUGAAAAAAAAAGUGUGGAGGGGGAAAGGUAAUAAUUUUCCAUGCUAAAUUUAAUCAGUGACCAUUUAAGCAUGUGCAGAGGAGGUGAUUUGAGUUUAGCUGACGAAAGGACAUCUAAGGGAUUAAAGGUUGGGCUGUGAAAUGAAAGUGAAAAAGAUGUAUACUUUUUUAAGUGGGUGUAAGAAAAAAAAACUCUGUUUUAUCCCUAUGCUGGAAUAUGACAGGAUUAUUCAUCAUAUACAUCAUUUUGUAAAAAGAUAUUUAUGAAAAUUAAAUGAUAAAACCUGCAUGAUGCUCUUCAUAACAUGUACUGAUACAAAACACAGUAAAACAUUAUGUUACUAAAUGGUUCUCUCGUUUUGAGCAUUUGCUGCUGUACGACCAAUCCCAUCACAAAUUCUGAUUUGAUCAAUGUUUGUGUUUAUUUGAACUCUCACGUCAUACAGUUUUGUGACCGCACAACACUCUGGUUGUGUGCUCUGAAUAAAGAUGGGAGUGUGG
This is a messenger RNA of Myripristis murdjan (pinecone soldierfish), 1717 nucleotides long. It is a transcript of the gene nkx6-3, whose product is annotated as NK6 homeobox 3. The coding region runs from base 297 to 1112 and encodes 271 amino acids. Gene Ontology annotation, cellular component: nucleus. The record is from RefSeq and is a predicted model, not a curated record. Gene Ontology annotation, molecular function: RNA polymerase II cis-regulatory region sequence-specific DNA binding; DNA-binding transcription factor activity, RNA polymerase II-specific. NCBI's taxonomy places the organism in Eukaryota, Metazoa, Chordata, Actinopteri, Holocentriformes, Holocentridae. Gene Ontology annotation, biological process: cell differentiation; regulation of transcription by RNA polymerase II. The transcript has 4 exons.